AUGAGCGACGAGAUCAAGGCCUCGGCACCGAGCCACCCACCGGGCACGGAUGGUCAUGGCUCGGAUUCCAUCUCCAUUGAUGGGAAGCCGCCUCCCAAGAUCCUCGCCGAGGACCAUUUCGACGUCAAGGUCCUUGACCAGCAGCCUGCUGCCGAGCGUCCCAAGAACAACAAGUUUGCCUUCACGCCAGCCCAGCUACACGAGCUCAUCCUCGCCCGUUCUCUCUCCGCUCUACGAGCCUUUGGCGGCAUCGAGGGCCUCGCCGCCGGUCUCCGCACCGAUCCCAAGGCCGGUCUAGGUGUCGAUGAGUCUGGGCUGGAUGGCACCAUCACCUUCGAUGAGGCCCUUGCCGCCGCUCGCGAGAAGCGCGAACCCGAAAUCACCCCCGUCCUCGUCCCCGACAGCGACUCGGCCUCCUUCCAUCUCGAUCUCGACCUCAAUAACCUCGAUAUCGUCGGCCACCAUGACCAGUCCUUCGCCGACCGCAAGCGCAUCUUCGGUCUCAACCGCCUACCCAAGCGGAAGCCAAAAUCCUUCCUCGCCCUCGCCUGGCUUGCUUUCAACGACAAGCUCAUCUUCCUGCUGACCGUCUCGGCGAGCGUCUCCCUCGCCCUCGGCAUCUACGAAUCCGUCGAAGCUACGGACGACGCUAAUAGGAUACAAUGGGUUGAUGGUCUCACUGUCGUCGUCGCCAUUAUUGUCAUCGUCUUUGCCAGUGCCGCCACCGACUGGCACAAAGAUCGUAAAUUUGCCAAACUCAACGAGCGGAAAGAGCAGCGCGAUGUCAAGGUCACACGCUCGGGAAAGACCCGGAAUGUCCCUGUUCACGAAGUCCUCGUUGGUGACGUGAUGCACGUCGAGACGGGCGAUGUCGUUGCGGUGGACGGCGUCCUCAUUUCUGCUGCUGGUGUCCAAGUGGACGAAUCGUCCGUCUCGGGCGAGUCCGAGCUGGUCCAUAAGAGCAUAGUCGGCGACUGGAACACCCUCGCCACCAGGGCGCACGCGCCCGACCCCUUCAUCGUCAGCGGCACUACGGUGUGCGGCGGCAUCGGCACUUACCUCGUUCUCUCUGUCGGCGAGCAUUCUUCCUUCGGACGGACCCUAAUGUCCAUCCGUGAGGACGUCGAGGAGACGCCCCUGCAACAAAAGCUGGGUCUUCUCGCCAAACAGCUCAUCACCUUCGGCGCCAUUGCCGGCUUCAUCUUUUUCUUCGUAAUGUUCGUCCGCUACCUCACUCGGCUUAGGGAUAUGGAUCCCAACCCGGCUGCGAGGGCAGAAGCUUUCUUCGAGGUGCUUAUCCUUGCCAUCACUGUUGUCAUCGUUACCGUCCCCGAAGGCUUGUCCCUCGCCGUCACCCUAGCUCUCGCCUUCGCCACCAAGAGGAUGUUGCGUGACAACAACCUCGUGCGUCUCAUCCGCUCCUGCGAGAUCAUGGGCAACGCUACGUGCAUCUGUUCCGAUAAAACGGGCACCCUUACCCAGAAUGAAAUGACUGUCGUCGUCGGCAGGCUCGGCACGGUCCCCUUUGGUGACUGUGGCCCUACCAUCAGCUCUGCCGCGUCGGCGUCGGCCGGGAGCGACACGGAAAAUACCGCCAACGACGUGGCGUCCGGCCAGCAAGAGGCGAGCAUCCCCGACUUCGUAGCUUCUCUCGACGAAGAUGUCAAGGACUUGCUAAAGAACAGCAUCGCUCUCAACUCGACCGCCUUCGAGAGCGAUGACCCGGCCAACCCUGGCUUCGUGGGAACCAGCACGGAGACCGCUCUACUCAAGUUCGGCCGCGAGUACCUGAGUAUGGCUCACCUGAACGAGGAAAGAGAAAACGGCAACAUCGAGAAUUUGUCCCCGUUCGACGCCAGCCGGAAGUGGAUGGCCGUCAUGCGCAGAGUCAGUCCCACCGAGUGCCGCAUGUUGGCCAAGGGAGCCGCUGAGGUGAUCGUUUCCAAAUGCACCGAUAUCCUCGCCGACCCCAAGUCGGGCAUGGCGACGCAACCCAUCACCGAAUCCAUCCGCGAGGAGAUCAACGCUUCUAUCAAGGAGUAUGCGACCAAUAUGCUCCGUCCCGUCGUUAUCGCCUACAGAGACUUCGCUCGGACGGAGGCUUUCGAGGAUCCGAAUGACCCCGAGUCGAUCCCAUUCGACAAGCAUUUCGACAAGUUGACUUUCAUCGGCAUUUUUGGUAUUCGCGAUCCCCUGCGGCCCGAGGUGAUCCAGUCGGUCCGGACCUGUCAGGAUGCUGGCGUCUUCGUGCGCAUGGUGACGGGAGACAACUUCCUGACCGCCAAGGCCAUCGCCGCCGAGUGCGGUAUCUAUACGCCCGGCGGCUUGGCCAUGGACGGUCCUAUCUUUAGGAGACUCACGUCCAACCAGCUCGACCUGGUUAUCCCCCGCCUCCAGGUGUUGGCACGGUCGAGCCCGGAGGACAAGCUCUUGCUAGUCAGUCACCUCAAGAGAAUGGGCGAGACUGUCGCUGUCACCGGUGACGGCACAAAUGACGCGCUGGCCCUGAAAGCUGCCGACGUCGGAUUCGCCAUGGGUAUUCAGGGCACCGAGGUGGCGAAAGAGGCAGCUUCGAUCAUCCUUUUGGAUGACAAUUUCGAGUCCAUCGUGAAGUCUCUCCUCUGGGGUAGAACUGUCAACGACGCGACAAAGAAGUUCCUUCAGUUCCAAUUCACCAUCAACAUCUCAGCCGGUACCCUUACUGUCGUCUCUGAGCUCGCAGGCAACGUCAUCUUCAACAUUGUUCAGCUUCUCUGGAUCAACCUCAUCAUGGAUAUCUUCGCCUCUCUCGGUCUGGCUACCGAUUAUCCGUCGCGCGAUUUCUUGAAGCGCAAACCGGAACCCCGCACGGCUCCUAUCGUCACCAUCACCAUGUGGAAGAUGGUCUUGCUCGUCGCCAUAUACCAAUUGGCCGUUAUCUUUACCUUCCAUUACGCGGGCGAGGCGCUGUUUCACCCGCAAAACGACUUUGAGCGCAAGCAGCUCCAGACAAUGGUGUUUAACAUUUACGUCUGGAUGCAGUUCUUCAACCAGCACAAUUGCCGCCGCGUCGAUAACAAGAUCAACAUCUGGUACCAGGGCGUCCUCCGUAACCCCUGGUUCCUCGGCGUCCAGUGUGUUACUCUCGCCGGGCAGAUGGUCAUCAUCUGGCUCGCCGGCGCCGUCUUCGACACCGAGCCGCUGAACGCCGCCCAGUGGGGAUGGUCCAUGCUGUUCGGUGCCCUCGUCAUUCCCCUCGGUGCGCUCAUCCGUCAGAUCCCCGACCGCUUCGUCCUCAUGUUCUUCCGGGCCGUGGCUCGUGCCUUCAGGCCCGUGAAACGCGGCUUCCUCGCCGUCGUUCGCCUCCUCACCAAGCCGCUGCCCGAGAAGUGGCGGCCCAAGAAGCACAAGCAAGGCGACGACGAGAUGGGCGCCACGGAGGCCUGGGUGCUGCAGACGGGAGCCGCGUUGCUGCGGCCCGUCAACUAUCAGUGGGGUCAUUCGGGACCGCCUCAGUCGGGCCAGGUGGGACGGACGCAGAGCAUUACGCAGGCGCAGCGGGAAGCCCUGGCCAAAGCUCUCCAGAGCGAAGAGAACAAGCAAGCCGAGUUCGAUGUCGUUGCAUUGGUCGACCAGGCGCGGAACACACCCAGUAGCCUCGGACUCAACAUCGAGGUUCACCCCGGGACGGCUAAGGAUGACCCCCUCCUGCACACGCCUGGAAACAAGGACAACCCGCCUAGCCAAGACCCGCGUGUCUUGGAUUGGGUGAAGGUCGGGUCUCGUGCGGAGGGAAAGUAG
Messenger RNA from Sodiomyces alkalinus F11, 3780 nucleotides. RefSeq names its product plasma membrane calcium-transporting ATPase. Gene Ontology annotation, molecular function: P-type calcium transporter activity; ATP binding; ATP hydrolysis activity. Bases 1 to 3780 code for a protein of 1259 amino acids. The transcript is spliced from 2 exons. The record is from RefSeq and is a predicted model, not a curated record. Gene Ontology annotation, biological process: calcium ion transmembrane transport; intracellular calcium ion homeostasis. Gene Ontology annotation, cellular component: membrane; intracellular membrane-bounded organelle. Lineage: Eukaryota; Fungi; Ascomycota; Sordariomycetes; Glomerellales; Plectosphaerellaceae.